ACUACGACAGAUGACGCAGCAUCAAUUUGACUCUUGCUUUUGUGCCUCUCAAAGAGGAUAUUAUACAGGAAAAUCUAUGACGUCUGCUCUUUGACACAUGGGAAUAUACACUUAUACGUCUAAGUGCAUAAUCACAUAUUAUUCGCUCUCUGAUCCGCUCUCUGGUCAGCAUAAUCGAGCAUUUAGAGGGCUCAUCAAAAGUAUCUAGAGAUUCUGACAUCCUGAUAGAGACUUUGAACUGCAAGAUGUAGUAAUCUGUACGUGCUUAAAGAGGAGCUGAUAUCGCCGUUAGAAAUCGACAGCAAAAGCCUAUCAAGAAUCAUCAUGUGCCCCUCCACUAUUUCCUCAACUUCGGCAGAGUCAGCCCAACUCGAACAUAACCUCAACAAUCAACCAUUGUCUGAAACUUUAGACAACAAAGAAUCUGUUCGCUCAACUUCCGAUCUGGAAAAAGAGAAGAAGGAAGAUGACUGCAGUACCAUUCCCCAACCUCUCCGCUGGGACGGUCCCAACGACCCAGAGGAUCCUCAUAACUGGUCAAUCUGGAAGAAGCUCUAUCUUCUCAAUACCACCGGAUUUCUCUGUCUAGCCAUAACUUUAGGAACCGCGGUCGUCACCGGCGGAAUAAGAGAAAUACAGCAGUCGUACAGCGUUUCUGAGACUGCGUCUUACCUUUCAGUCUCUCUCUACAUAGUCGGCCUUGCUCUCGGACCUACACUGGGCGCCCCCAUUUCUGAAAUAUACGGACGAAAGAUAGUCUACCUAGCCACCCUGCCGCUCAGCAUGUGCAUGGCCGUCGGGUCUGCUCUCAGUCCAACCUUUGCCGGGCACUUGAUCUGUCGUUUUCUCUGCGCUCUAUUGGGAUCCCCCGUCCUAGCCGUUAGUGCGGGUACAAUUGCUGACAUAUUCAAGCCUCUUGAUCAGGGCAUUGCGCUUGCGUAUUUUUGCGCUACAGGCCCGUUCAUAGGCUCGGCUAUCGGCGCUGUCGUUGGCGGAUACAUGGCCCACGCCCGCAACUGGAAAUGGACAAUUUGGCUCAGUUUGAUGGUAAGCGGUGUGACCUUGAUCAUGCUGCUGUUCAUCAAAGAGUCAUACAUGCCAAUUAUACUCAAGAAACGUGCUCUUAAACGUGGACAGGAACUCCCUGCAAAACUUCCGAUUGGCGUUGCGCUGAAGAUGGUCGCGACGAUUACUCUGACCCGUCCAUUGAGAAUGCUAGUUUGCGAUCCCAUUGUCGCGUCAUUAAGCAUUUACUCGGCUUUUGUAUUUGCAGUCUUGAUGGGUUUUUUUGAAGCAAUUCCCUACAUUUUCAUCAAAACGUACGGCUUCACGGUCCCCGAAUCUGGCCUGGUCUUCAUCGGCAUCUGCACCGGAUUUUUCCUCUCAGUGCUGAUCCACUACAUCCUCGAGCGCCUCUUCUACUUCCCAAGAGCACUAAAAGCAUUGGAGCUAGAAGAAAAGCCAGCAGCAGAAUGGAGACUGUAUAGCGCGUUUGUUGGCGCAGUGUUAUUGCCCAGCGCACUUUUUUGGGUGGGAUGGUCCGCGAGGUCUGACGUGCACUGGAUCGUACCUGCCUUGGGAACGGUCCCAUUCGGAGCUGCAUUGACGCUACUUUUUAUAUCAAUCACAACCUACCUUGUCGACUGCUACGGCCCUCUUCUGGGUGCAUCAGCCCUAGCAGCCAACAACCUUCUGCGCUACACCAUAGCCUGCACUUUCCCUCUUUUUGCAAAGACCAUGUAUGAGAAUCUCGGAAUUUCGUGGGCAAGUAGUCUUCUCGGAUUCAUCUCCUUGGGACUUUUGCCGCUUCCGUUUUUGAUGUAUAAGUUUGGGCCUAAGUGGAGAGCUAUUGGAAUUAAGAAUAUGGGACUGUAGAAGCGUACACUGCUUGCUUUUUCAUAUAGGUUAACAGAAGUGAAAAUGCAUUUCAUAAACAGGACUC
Messenger RNA from Myxozyma melibiosi, 1942 nucleotides. RefSeq names its product major facilitator superfamily domain-containing protein. The transcript is spliced from 4 exons. NCBI's taxonomy places the organism in Eukaryota, Fungi, Ascomycota, Lipomycetes, Lipomycetales, Lipomycetaceae. Gene Ontology annotation, cellular component: plasma membrane. Gene Ontology annotation, biological process: spermidine transport; spermine transport; transmembrane transport. The record is from RefSeq and is a predicted model, not a curated record. Gene Ontology annotation, molecular function: spermidine transmembrane transporter activity; spermine transmembrane transporter activity. Bases 325 to 1875 code for a protein of 516 amino acids.